This is a messenger RNA of Symbiodinium sp. CCMP2592, 3432 nucleotides long. Lineage: Eukaryota; Dinophyceae; Suessiales; Symbiodiniaceae. The record is from the annotation of a GenBank genome assembly.
AUGCAGCUGAAGAGUGCCGGGCAGCGUGGCUACAAGAUGUUUUCUCGUGGUUCGAAGCCAGAACGUGGCGCUUGGUCAGCUCGUCUGCACUUGGCGAAGGCCAGAAAGCUGAAGUACAGCAACGAGCAGCUUCAGCGACGAAGCAACCAUGAAGGUGUGAACAAGAUCAGGCUUUUUCGGCGUGGCCGUCUGUUCAACCGACAUGGUGUGGCGAGCGUCAGUGUGCUCAAGCUUCGUGCAAGUGGCAACCGCUUCAGCAGCACUUACUCGAUGGCAGCUUUCCUGAAAGCUGCCUUCGGUGAAUGUCAGCAGCGGUUGAAGUCACUGCGCGGAAAGCGCCUGCGCGGUGUUACGGCGGCUGCGAUUGCCAUGCAAGCAUCGCCAGCGACUGUAACGACGAUGCGCUUCGUUGUGGCUGGUGCCUUUAUGGCACGGCAGGCCCACAUGCUGGCAAGAAUCUACACGAUGUGUCUCGCAAAGCCACCUCUGUUUGCGGGCACAAGGACCUGUUUCGACGAAACGAGCCAAGUGGUGGUUGCUGGCUCGCGUCAGACUGGUCAGGGCCAGGGUGAGAAAGCAGCUCACCAAAUCAUGGUCGUCAAGAAGACGCUGUGUCUGGUGUGGGCAGACCAAAAUGGUCAGCUGGCUGUUUUCCAGGUAUGCCCGCCUCUGCUGCUGGUGUCUCCGUCAGCCGACCACAUCUGGUGGGCUCUUCGCAACCACCCGUGCCUGCACAGCAUCAGGUCCUUCGAGGAACUUAUCCUGGCUACCGCGCAGCACCCGCUCCUGCUUUCGGAAUGUGACAACGCCACCGCAAAUGUGCGUCUGCACCACCACCACAUGCGUAUGGUUGAAGAUUCUGGCAAAAAAACGUUGGUGGAGAAUAUCUUCUGCCAUUCCCACCAAACUGCGCUGGUGGAAACCGCAGCAGCAUCCACACACUGGCCAAAACUGAAAACAGCGGUGCGGAAGUACAUCGUGGACAACGCAGAGAUAGUUGUUGUGCAGGAUAAGGUUGCUGCACCGAUGUACAACCAGGAGCUAUGCUCCAUGCUGGCCCACUCUCGCUUGAGCGGCGAGACCGAGGACAGUUCAGAUCCUGGUAUGGCCGACUUCCUUAGCAUGUGGAAUGGGCCUUUGCAUGUGCAGGCUGGUGGACAGUGCAAGUUGCAGCACUACUGUUCGGGCUGCUGUUCCAGUGCCAUCCAAGCAAAGGAUAAAUUGGCGAGCUACGCCAGCAGGACGCAGGCGGAGGACAGGGCGGUGAUGACGAGUUGGAUCAGCGGCGAGCUGGGCUACCGCUUGAAAGUGCUGGCUCUUGUGGACGAGCCUAUUCGCUUCUUGACGUUCGCAUUUCUGAGAUCUACCAGCACCGCCACAGUGAAAGCUGCUCCGCUGCUUAUGGAUAUGGUCCUUGCCAGCUGCUCACCCCUUCUUGCCAGCCAGCAAUAUCUGUCUUCUUUGUUGUUCGGAGUUGACAAUGCUCGGCUAUGUUUGCUGUAUGAAGCGGACGGAUACUCGGAGCUUGAAGCUUUCGAAGAGGCAGAGCCGAUGAAGGUUCGCACACUACGUCGCAUGGUGCUCUUGGUUACCUCCUGGAUCCAGGUGCGUCACUGUGACAAGCUGGAGGCACCACCAUUCAACUUGGUGGCUGUUGCUGAUGGUCGGGCAGACGAGGCAACCACUGCUUCUGUCCUGCGCAAGUGGGAUGAUACUCCUGCCUGCUGCUUGCGCCCUGGCAUGGCAAGAACGCUGAAGGAGCGGGGUGUCUGCGGCGAGGAUUUCCGGAGCUCAGAGAAACAUGGUGGCAGCAAACUUCAACAAACUGUUCAACAAUCCUAUGAAAGGGCUUUUGCAGAUGUUUUUUUCUAUGCUAGUGGUUACCAAGGGCUGGCUCAGCCUUUGCCAGUGGUUUGCAUAUGUUUCGCAAUGACUAUAUCCGGCAGCAAACUGGAGUCCUGGAACAUUGUCAAGACAGAGUACGCUGCCCUGGCUCCUGCAAACAAGGCUUUUUGGGAUGCCCAAGCCGCCCGUGCAAAGUCAACCGCCCGGAUGGUGCGGCAAACCGAGAAGGCGGUGGCCAAGGAGAAAGCAGCAGCGAAGGCGCAGCAACGUCAGCUGGGCCACGAUGCGAUUUCAGGCUCUGUGUCUGCGACUGAGACCAGGCUGAAGCUUCCAACCGCCCCGGGCGUGCCUUUUAUCUUCAAUGCCUCCAUUUGCGAGGCGGACGCUCGACGCUUGACAACCCAGACAUCCAGCGUGUCUAGGUUUUUCGGCCACCUGACAGAAAAGUACGAGCAGGCUACUGCAAGCGAGGAGGAGGCUUCAAUGUGGCCACUGACGGAGUCGAAUAUCUUGUCUUCGCUGCUUUCUUUGAAGUGCAGAGGCAAGACCUUGAAAGACGCCGUGCAGCAAAUCAACAAGACAUCGAAUGCUGUUGCUGGGCCGCGUUCUGUUGAUGAUCGAAUUCCUGGCAAGGUCAAGUAUUUUGCUACGUGCCCGGGAGUCUGUUUGAACAGCUGCGAGUCUGGUGCGCUCAUCUUGUACAGGAAGGUCGUCUCGACGCUGAAUGAACUCUGCAAUGGAUUCUCGUCCGCCGCUGAAGCUGUUCGGUCGGACAUGCUGUUGCGGAUUACUUCCAAGAGCGGAGCUCGCUACAGCCAGGACAGAUAUUUCUUGUUGGCCAGCAUGGCAUUUCAAGGAGGCAAGCAGCCCCGGGUGCAAUGCUACGCGCAAAUGGACAAGGUUCAGAUGCAACCAUUGCAUCUUUGUCUGAUGAAGCAGGCCCCUGUGCAACAGAGUGUGCCCUGGCACGAGCCCAUGGAUCGUGGCAGCAGAGGCAAUCACGGCAAGAUUGAAACUUGCACGGCAGAGCAGCUGGUGGCCAAAGUCAUUUUCAUUGAGGAGGAUUGGUUCGCACCUGUGCCGGCUGCAGAAGUGGUUGUCAGACCAUUGCGGUUCCAGGAUGUUUCCAGGUCUGUUGUGCAUGUGACUGGUGCGCUGCCGCAACAACAUCGCCUGACGGAUUCACCAGACGAGGGCGAGGAGGGCGAGGGUGAGAUGGAAGACCGGGCUGAUGCGGAUUCUGCCCCUGCAGCUGUGCGUCCAAACCCAGCACCACCUGACCCACAGCCACGUGCCCGGAAGGGUAAGAAAGAGCCAAAAGAGGGACUGUUUGACCCCUCGGAGUUUCGCGAGGAGCUUCUGUCGGAACUGCUUUCGGCGCUCGAUGUUCCGAUUGAUCCAGACAAACCGCUGCAAGACUACGAUGGCCUGCUAGAUCCGACGCAGUUGGAAGGCCUGGCGCGGUUGGACUCCUACUGUCGGCGAGAGGAGAACCAGGCGAUCGAGAAGAACGACAAAUCUGUGUCCUGGCAAUUGUUUCAAUUGUUGACUCUGGUUAUUUUUUUUGCAUUUUACCUUUCAUACUAG